UUCCAGGAGAGUCAAGCUUCUGCUCUGGCCCGCCCACCUGUCCAGGUUCAGCAGUCCCAGCCGGAAGCCACCUCCACGGGCUGUGCACAGUGUCUGAAGGACUUGUGCCCCAGGGCUGCCUGGCGCCUGGGGUGUCCCUGGCGUUUUCUGACAGAGGCCGAGGCUCACCAAUGUCGUCAGGCCUCUCCAUGACAGAAGCAAACCAAACCGAGUUCUCAGUGUAUAACACCACAUCAGCAAUGGCCCCUGGACUGGGCACCGGGGGCCGGGCGUGGCCCGUGCUGGUGGGGGUUGUGCUGGGGGCGGUGGUCCUCUCCAUACUCAUCGCGCUUGCUGCCAAGUGCCACCUCUGCCGCAAGUACCGUGCCAGCUAUCAGCAUCGCCCACUGUCGGGAACGAGGAGCGGGAACCACCCACAGGUGGGUGAAGAUGAAGAUGAUGACGGCUUCAUCGAGGACAAUUACAUUCAGCCUGGGGCCGGUGAGAUGGACACAGCAGGCAGCCGGGACCACUUCGCUCUGUGAGCCCCAUCUUUGGACACUCCCCACUUCCCUCCAUGCCCGGCACUUGAAAGACAGUGAUGCCUCAAGCCUCAGGGUCAGAAGUGGCUAGUACGUAAAGCUUGACCAGGACUCUGUUUUCCAUUACUAGUCGCCAAAGUGACAAUUCUGUUUCUCAGUAACUCUUCGCGUGGCUCCCUGCCGUCCCAGGAUAAACCCUGACAGUGCAUGAAUGUGGGGAAAGGCCCCGGGAGCAGGCCUCUUGAUUUCCUUUCCUUGCCCCCCCCUAGUUUUUACCGUAGUCACCCCCUGCCUGGGCUGCUUUUGCCCUUCAUCACGAUGGCAGCCCUGACCUACAAGUCCCAGGAUUUCACACAUGCCCCAGCAGAAGGCCGUGCCAAAUUUCUUACUGAAAAAAAUUUUCUUACCAAAAUAAAGUAUGUGACUUGGUUUUAAUAUGUCAUGUUUUUUCACAGGAAUUAAUAAACCUAUUUUCAUUUUGGAUUAA
Messenger RNA from Peromyscus californicus insignis, 1008 nucleotides. RefSeq names its product chromosome unknown C1orf210 homolog (gene CUNH1orf210). The transcript has 3 exons. The record is from RefSeq and is a predicted model, not a curated record. NCBI's taxonomy places the organism in Eukaryota, Metazoa, Chordata, Mammalia, Rodentia, Cricetidae. Bases 171 to 524 code for a protein of 117 amino acids.